Messenger RNA from Sitodiplosis mosellana (orange wheat blossom midge), 2196 nucleotides. Its product is annotated as cytochrome c oxidase assembly factor 7 homolog. The transcript has 5 exons. Gene Ontology annotation, cellular component: mitochondrial intermembrane space. Gene Ontology annotation, molecular function: protein binding. The record is from RefSeq and is a predicted model, not a curated record. Bases 135 to 911 code for a protein of 258 amino acids. Lineage: Eukaryota; Metazoa; Arthropoda; Insecta; Diptera; Cecidomyiidae.
ACAGGAGUUUAUAUAGAGCUGAUUGAAUACUUUACGUCUCUGGUAUAUUACACAUUUCAUACCAAUUUAGUUUAACUCUAUUGUCUCCCAUCCACAUUUCAAUCCCCGUGAAAUCUGCAUAUUUGUUAGUUAAAAUGUCAGUAAACUUCCAAGAUGAGGCCGAAGUGAAACAAUAUUUAGAUAACAUCGGAAUCGAAUAUCGAUUUGGUUGCUAUUCGGAGAAAAAACCAGAUGUAUGUCACUUGCUCGCUGAUUAUUUGGAGUCUAUUCAUAAAGAUUAUGAAAAAGCACGGAAAGUAUACCGAAGUACAUGUGAUGAUUAUGGAUAUGCAAAGUCUUGUUUGAAAUAUGGUAAUUACACGUUUAUCGGACGCGGCAAGAGUGGUUCGAAGCCAAAUCCAGCAGAGGCCUUGGAGUAUUAUGAAAAAGGAUGCAAACUGGGCGAUUCAGAAAACUGUUUAAAUGCUGGGCUUCUUCUUGUAUCACCGAAAAUGAACAAUAGAAGAGAUUUUAUGAGGGGUAUGGAAUACUUGACAAAGAGUUGCGAUUUGAAUAAUGGUAACGCAUGUUUCUAUCUCAGUGGACUACAUAUCAGUGGGGCUGAGGGACCGAUUGCAUCGAAAGAAACCCAACCACUGAUAUCAUCCACGGAAUCAAGCAGUCCAAAAUCAUCCGUUGUUAAAAAAAAUGACUUCAUUGUAGAAAAAAAUAUGGAAAAAGCGUUUACAUUUAGCUACAAAGCGUGCGAAUUAAAUAAUAUGUAUGCGUGUGCAAAUUUAUCACAAAUGUACGCUCGAGGCGAAGGUACUGAAAAGAAUGCAGAAAAGGCUGAGAUAUACAAAAAGAAAGCAAUUCAAUUGCAAGAAGAUGUUAAGAACAGCAAGCAAUUAUUAUUCCAACAAACUUCAUAAGCAGAGAAAAUUGAUGCCAUAUGCCAACAUCAUUUUCAUUUCCAGUCAUUUCGAUAGGAUUGUAUAAUAUUUUUGUUUAAACAAAUGCUUAUUUUGCCCAAUUUCAUUUAACAAAUAAAGGCUUGAUAGAAACAAAAAAAUGAAUAAAUAGCAUAAUAUCAGUACACCACCAUUCCUUAGUAGGUGGUAAGCGUGUUUAUUUCAAUUUUACUGGAAUCAAAAGUAAUUGAUUUUAUGGAAUUAGGUCGUGUUGGAUAAAAAAAAAUCAAAUAAAAUCUUUGUAUACAUAUGGACAUGUAUGUGUUUUGUGUAGUCACGAAGAUGAAUGUGACAGUAAGUGACAUUUGUACAGCACCGGUAGUAUUAGUAUGUGAGUUAUAUAAUGUUUGUGUCUUUUGUAGUUGUCAAAUGACUGUAAAAUAUAACCAUCAAAUCGUUGUGUUUUCAUUAAUAUCGUCGAAUUUUGAAUGAAAAUUCAAAUUUAAAUCAUGAAACUGCCAAGUAAAGAGACAAUUGCACCAUAUCGAGAAGGAUGUUAUACACACAAGAAACCCGAAGAUUGCCACAUGCUGGGGCAAUUUAUAAAAAUGCAAGAAAAUGAUUUGCUGAAAGCGGUAAAAUUAUUCAAAGUCAAUUGCGACGAGUAUGGAUAUGCAAAAUCAUGUCUGGAAUAUGGAAAUGUGGCAUUCACUGGUGUAAAAGAGAAAAAUGUAAAAUCGGAUCCAGUGGAGGCAUUGAAGUAUUUUGAAAAGGGUUGUAGCUUGGGCAGCAGUGAGAAUUGUUUGAACAGCGGAAUGCUGCUUGUGUCACCAGUGUUGGAGAAUACUGCACUUAAGAGAGAUCUUCCAAAGGGCAUGAAUUAUCUGACCAAAAGCUGUGAAAUGGAGAAUGCAAACGCUUGUUUUUACUUAUCCGGUAUGUUUAUGACAGGUUCGAUGUCUGGUGCAGACAGUUUAAAAUCGUUAAGCAAUACAACAACACCCGAAAAACCAGCAAAUGCAUUUGUAGUCGAAAAAGAUAUGAAAAAAGCAUUUGCAUUGUCGACCAAAGCAUGCGAGCUGAAGAAUUUUUAUGCAUGUGCAAAUUUAUCCCGAAUGUAUGCGCUUGGUGACGGCACUGAAAAGGACUUGGAGAAAUCUGAACAAUUUAGGAAGAAAAGCGAAGAGUUGCGUGACGAAUUCCAUCGUCAGAGGAUUUUAGCGCAGUUUAACCAUCCUUAAUAAUCUCUAAGUUUGAAUUGUUACAGUAUAUUGUCUAGUUUGUGUAAAUAAAAACUUUGAAAGAA